Messenger RNA from Diospyros lotus (date-plum), 1157 nucleotides. Its product is annotated as clathrin light chain 2-like. NCBI's taxonomy places the organism in Eukaryota, Viridiplantae, Streptophyta, Magnoliopsida, Ericales, Ebenaceae. The record is from RefSeq and is a predicted model, not a curated record. The transcript has 3 exons. Gene Ontology annotation, biological process: clathrin-dependent endocytosis; clathrin coat assembly; intracellular protein transport. Gene Ontology annotation, cellular component: clathrin coat of trans-Golgi network vesicle; plasma membrane; clathrin coat of coated pit. Bases 44 to 955 code for a protein of 303 amino acids. Gene Ontology annotation, molecular function: clathrin heavy chain binding; structural molecule activity.
UCGCCGAAGAUAUUUAGUCCGGAGAAAGAUUGGGCGAGAUUUUAUGGCGUCUUCGUUGACGGACUCGUCCGACCAACUCGAUCACGAAUCACUGGCCGCCGCUUCGACUCGGCCAUUCGACGACGACGGGUUCCUUGGAUACGACCUUCGUCUGUCUUCCCAGCGCUUUGAUUCCUUCUCGAACUUCGCUGACUCUGAGUCCGUCAAGGACUCGGCCGUUAACGAGUCACCGCUUUUCACUUCCCAGCCGAUCCCCGACACUCCGUCUCCGCCGCCGAUCUACAUCUCCACGGGUGGAUUCUCGCCCGAUCCGGCGGAAUUCUCCUCGUUCUCGCCGGAAGGAGACGGAAAGGAGUUCGAUGGUUCCUAUGCGGCGUCCGACGGGCCGAUUCUGCCGCCUCCGGGGGAGAUGGAGCACGAUGAGGGCUUUGCUCUCGGAGAAUGGAGGAGGCAAAAUGCUAUCCGACUUGAGGAGAAAGAGAAGAUAGAGAAAGAACUCUUGGGCCAAAUUAUUACUGAAGCAGAGGACUACAAGGUGGACUUCUACAGGAGAAGAAAAGCCAGCUGUGAAAUCAACAAAGCCACUAACAGGGAAAAGGAGAAGAUAUUCAUGGCCAGCUCAGAGAAGUUCCAUGCUGAGGCAGACAAGAAUUACUGGAAGACAAUUGCAGAGCUCAUUCCUAAUGAAGUACCAGCAAUAGAAAAGAAGAGAGGGAAAAAAGAGCAGGAGAAGAAGCCAUCAUUUGUCGUGCAAGGGCCAAAGCCUGGGAAACCAACUGACCUAGCUAGGAUGCGGCAUAUUCUCAUAAAGCUCAAGCACAACACUCCUCCACACCUGAAGCUUUCACCUCCACCAGCUCCCACCAAAACUGGUGCUGGUGCUGGUGCUGCCUCAGACGCUCCUCCAAAGUCUGCAACUGUAGCAACCUCAGUUGAAGUGGUGGCCGUAGCUUGAACAUAUAUAAAGACAGUUAGUUUUACAAGCAUUUUGUAUUCUACUGUGUUUGUCAUAAUACCGCAUUAAGUCUCUUGCCUUCUACUUGGAGUCCACCAAUUAGAUGACCCAAUGUAACAACUUUUAUAGCUAUUAUGCCUGUUCUUCUGGUUGUCUUGACGUUGGAACUUCUGCUUUGUUUAUGUACCAAGCUUUCUCCUAA